AAGGGUGCGCAAUGUGCACAUCCCAAAUUCGCAAAGUUUAGCUAAACAGGAGGAGAGAAAGCGAGUACAACUCGGUGAUUAUGAAAGACACAAUUGGCACUGAGCUUCUUUUUCAUAAAAAUUGAACCUUUCACGUUCUCGAGAGAAGAGGUUGAAAAGAAAACACAAACAUUCUGAUGCUACUACACAACAGCAAUCAUUUUCAAGUUAUCUUUGUUUCAUGAUCUGAUACCGUUUGAUUUCGACGACGAUGUUGUCGGCUUUAUGUCACACUCUCCAAGACUUCGGUGGCGGAGUUCUUGAUCGAUGCUAUCGCCUUUUUCCUUGUCUAGCUGAUCCUGCUCGGAGAUCGUCGUUGGGAUUGAAAGCGGCGCUGUUGAUGCUGCAUCUGGUAUUUGCCGGCGUACUCUUUCUUUUCGAUAUGGAUUUGAUAGAGAAAACAAAGCAUGAACCAUGGUAUACGGGGUUAUAUUUGUUUUUGUUUGUUGUUACAUUGGUACAAUACUUUGUGACCUCUGGUUCUUCUCCCGGCUAUGUUCUUGAUGCAAUGAGAGAAGUAAACGAGAAAAAUGCUAUAUUUAGAAAGGUAUCCACAUCCUCAAAACAACCUGCAUCAAGUAAAAAUGGAAGCACAGUCAUUACCAUUGAGGGAAGUCCGUCAGGGAGACAUCAUCCAGGAAGUAAUGCAUCAUCUUGGACAAAGCUGGUCCUGGAGAUGUAUCCCCCAGGAACAUCCAUUAGAACUUUGACUUGCUUAUAUUGUCAUGUCGAACAGCCUCCACGGACAAAGCAUUGUCACGAUUGUGACAGGUGUGUUCUUCAGUUUGAUCAUCAUUGUGUUUGGCUCGGAACAUGUGUUGGCCAGAGUAAUCAUUGUCGAUUUUGGUGGUACAUUUGUGAAGAGACAUCAUUGUGCCUCUGGACUGGCAUCUUAUACAUUACAUACUUAAAAGCCAAUAUAUCAAGGGCCUGGUGGAAGGAUGCAAUCAUGAUAGUUUUACUGGUUAUUUUGGCAAUAUCUUUGAUUUUCCUGCUCUUAUUGCUACUUUUUCAUAGCUAUCUUAUUCUAACGAAUCAGACAACCUAUGAACUUGUAAGACGGAGACGCAUCUUCUAUUUAAGGGGGAUUCCUGAACGGGUGUAUCCCUUCAGUAAAGGACUUUGCAGAAAUCUGUACGAGUUCUGUUGUGCAAGGAGCAACAUAACUAAUUUGGAAAGGUUGCCCACAACACUGGAACUUGAAGAAAGGUCAAGACCCUACUCAUGCUUCGAUUUUUUAACGUGUCGUUGCUGCUGAUUUUGUGGGGCAUUGUAUCAUUGACUUCACUGUUUUCCCGUUGAAUUAACAGCUGUUUUUGUCUAAAAAGCAUGGCUGUACUUUUACUAAAUGGCAUUGCAAUAGGUAUAGUUAAAGCUGUCUGUGGGGUACUUGGUUUUGUAGUGGAGGCUCGAGUUGCCAUUUGCCAAUUGGCGAUUACGCAGUUCACACGGUUGUACUAAAUGAUGUGAUGUGAUGUAGUAUUAAUAACAGUAUCUAUUUGUUCAA
This is a messenger RNA of Mangifera indica (mango), 1546 nucleotides long. Its product is annotated as protein S-acyltransferase 10-like. Gene Ontology annotation, molecular function: protein-cysteine S-palmitoyltransferase activity. The transcript has 11 exons. Gene Ontology annotation, cellular component: Golgi apparatus; endoplasmic reticulum. The record is from RefSeq and is a predicted model, not a curated record. Gene Ontology annotation, biological process: peptidyl-L-cysteine S-palmitoylation; protein targeting to membrane. NCBI's taxonomy places the organism in Eukaryota, Viridiplantae, Streptophyta, Magnoliopsida, Sapindales, Anacardiaceae. Bases 251 to 1297 code for a protein of 348 amino acids.